This is a messenger RNA of Zerene cesonia (dogface butterfly), 1359 nucleotides long. Its product is annotated as outer dense fiber protein 2-like. The coding region runs from base 1 to 1359 and encodes 452 amino acids. Gene Ontology annotation, biological process: regulation of cilium assembly. The record is from RefSeq and is a predicted model, not a curated record. NCBI's taxonomy places the organism in Eukaryota, Metazoa, Arthropoda, Insecta, Lepidoptera, Pieridae. Gene Ontology annotation, cellular component: centrosome. The transcript has 10 exons.
AUGCCUCAGUCGGACUACUGGCCGUUUAAAAAUCAAACCGAUCCUAUCGAAACUAAUCCGGAGCCAUCUAUAUUGCAAAAACAGAUUGGUGCUAUGGAAGGAGAAGUGAAGGAAAUACAAAUGGAGUUGGCAGCGCUCAGACGGGACCGCGUGAAUUUACAUAGCCGGAAACAAUCCUUUAUUUCUCCAGAACCCGUUAAGCCAGAUUCUACUUACGUAGAUACGGUUAAGGACCGAGAGGAUGUAGACUAUACAAGAAUACCACAGCUUCGGGAAGAGUUAAUCCGAGCCAAAAAUGCGGCGGAUGAAGAAAGGUUCGAAAGAGAAAAGUAUGAAGGGAAAUUGAAAGAUUUAGAAUCAAAACUGAACACUAUAUGCAAUGUUUGCAUUGUUGAGGACACUCGAAAGAAAACAAAUGAAGAAGUUACAACAUUGAAAAACAAAAUAAGAAACAUGCAAGAAGAAGCCGAUGAGAUGAAAGUGACGAUAACUGAGAAGAAUGAGCAGUUACAAGAUUAUCGAAUUAAGUAUCUUCAAGCGCAACAGCAAGUUGAGGAACUGAAAAGGCAACUAGAUUUAAUUGAAUACGAUAACAAACAAGUUUCCGAUCAAAUACAAAUCGAAAUACAAAAGAUGAAGAUGCAGUUCCAGGAGAAGUUGCAAGAGCUGGCACCAUUACCGGAUUUAUUAAAGGGUGCCCAAAUACAGCUGCAAGAAGCUAGGCAGUUGCAGAAGUUAGCUGAGGACAGCUCGCAGCAACUUUCGUCAGAGCUGCAUAAAGUCAAAGAAAAGCUUGUUAUAGCGGUGAAUAAUCUUAAUGCUGAAAAAAUCGAAAGGUCAAAGCUCAUAGAAGAGAACAAAGAAAUGAAAGCGGAGUUGGAGAUAAAGAAUCAGGACGUAGCUGUAUUAAACAAUAACGUGGAUGAUAUGAAGUGUAAAGUCCUCCGUCUGGAGGAGAAAUUGGUACAGUUGGAAACCCGUUAUAAAGAGAAGGCGUCGGAGUGCGCGGCCUUCAUCAAAGACAUGGACGAAAUGCGGGUGGAAAGUUCCAGAACAUUGUCGCGCAGCAAGGAGCGGGCGGAGUCGAUGAGGCGAUACAUGCAGAGCCAGAUAUCGGAGCUGGAGCGGCAGCUGAUACAGAGCCGCGCGCAGUGCAGGGCCUGCCAGAAGGAGAGGGACGAUAUCCGACAACGCAUGAAUCUGCAAAUCAAUAAUCUGCAGGAGAAUUUCGAAAUGGCCGAGAUUCGUUUGCGUACAUUGCAAAGUCAAAUAGCGUCUCUGAAAAACAGCUACGCAGUUAUACUGGCUGAUGACGACGACAAUGGGGAAUUCAAUAAAAUAGCAACGACAUGCGACUGA